This is a messenger RNA of Bicyclus anynana (squinting bush brown), 1830 nucleotides long. Its product is annotated as protein odr-4 homolog. The coding region runs from base 124 to 1518 and encodes 464 amino acids. Lineage: Eukaryota; Metazoa; Arthropoda; Insecta; Lepidoptera; Nymphalidae. The transcript is spliced from 7 exons. Gene Ontology annotation, biological process: intracellular protein localization. Gene Ontology annotation, cellular component: endomembrane system. The record is from RefSeq and is a predicted model, not a curated record.
CGUUGACAGCUUCCUUGAUAGUUGAUUUUUGUGAUUUGUCGCCACGACUAAAAUAAAUACAACUAAACAUAAAAUAACUAUCAGUUUUGAUUUGUAUAUGAUUAUUUUCUACAAACUCCAGUUAUGGUUAGAACAGUAUAUUCUCCUGAAUAUUGUCUACAAUAUUUGGAACAAUAUGCCUCCCAGGAAAACUUUGUUUUGGGGUUAAUAUUGGGCCAGGUAACAGAGGCACGUGAAAAUAUAAUACAUUUAGCACGGACCCCAGAAGAGAAAAACACUGAUACAGGCUCAGAAUCCAGUUAUGUAUCAGAAAAACCAGAAGCCGUUCGGAAUUUAUUGGGUGUAUCCGAGGCAUGGGUAGCGGACCACGCCAAACAUGUUACUCGCAUGUUACCUGGAGGAAUGUUUGUUCAGGGUAUUUUCAUUACAAGUGAUGAAGACAUCUUUGAAGAUCCUAACUACUUUAGCAAAGUUAAAUCAGUAUUAAAUUACACACACAAAACUCUCAGCGUAAAUCAAUAUAUGUAUGCCAACUACCCUCAUUCUAAUGAAAGGCUUAUAUUACACAUGUCAACUAAUACAAAGGUACUAACAUGUAAAAGUAUUGAAGUUGGUGUUGGAAAGUCAACCUCUAUCAAGAAUGUUGAUUGGAAGUUUGUGCCUAAAGCUCAACAGUGGCAGAGACUAGACUGUUACUAUGAAUUUGAUGAUGUUUACCCUGUCAUUGUUAAAAAGAGUGGAAUCUCAGUUAAACAACAGUUUCAGCAAAUAUUGGAAUCUGCAUACAAAACAAUUGAAUCAAGUGUAAUGUUUAUUGAUGGUGAGUUGAAGGAUGGAUCAGAGGCUUUGGAGCAACUGAUUAAAAAGAAAAAGCCCAAAAACAGUGUCAAAUCUGCACAAGACACACCCAAGUCAAUGCAUGUGUCUUUAUUUGUUCCAUUUGAAAAUAGUCUACCAGAAACAGUGGAAUACCUUGAAUGUGAUGGCAGCAUACAUUUUAGUGGUGUUGUAUCAUCAAGUGUGUUCAUGUAUCCAAAGGCCACAGUCAGUGAAACCAUUGCUGCAGUGAAGCAGGACAUCAUCAGAUCCUUGGCUUCUCGUUUCACAAUGCACUGUGAUGCAUUGAUCGACGACAAUUUACUGCCCGAAGAGAAAGUGUGUUUUAAUGAGCCUCCAAGAAGAGUUCUAGUACCAGUUGGCUCACUGUAUCUAUGUGAUUAUCUAUUCCCUGGCGAGGCACCGGCUGAAGCUUUGCUCUCAGUCAAAGAGCUAUUGGAUUUGCAGAUCACGGAGGGUGACGUCAUUUGUGACGUUGAAACACCUGCAGAUACUUCGGAGUUCGAUGCUCUGGAUCGAGAUACGAGUAGCGAGGAACUCUUAGCCACGCCUCAAGAAGCGAGCCAGUUUAUGUACAUUACCGGCAUUUGCUUUGCUAUGUUUGUUCUCGUAGUUUCUAUAUUUAUCCACUACUAUGAUUCCAUUGCGGUGUGUAUUAGUAGACUACUUUCUAGGUCCUAAAUAUUUAUGAAUGGCUUUAAUUUGAUUUAUCAUAAAAUGUUUAAACUAAUCUUUACGAACUUUGUGACUAAAGUAAAUCUAUAUUAUUAGUUUAUUUUGUGUACCUUUGAAUUAGCUGAAUUAUUUAUAUGUUUAAGACUUAUUUUGUUGUUAUUUUAUGUUGCAAACAGUCAUAUAUGACUAUUAAUACGGUACUCAUACUUUAUACUUAUAUCAAUUUUAAAAUCGUGAUGAAAAUAAUAGGAACCUGUUUUGUACAGAUUAUAUGCUGUGUAAUUUAAUAUUCAACAAUUAAAUAAUUAUUUUUAUUAA